Molecule: messenger RNA, 2958 nt
Organism: Condylostylus longicornis
Lineage: Eukaryota; Metazoa; Arthropoda; Insecta; Diptera; Dolichopodidae
Product: mutS protein homolog 4-like
Exons: 15
Coding region: 1-2928 (975 amino acids)
Biological process (GO): reciprocal meiotic recombination; mismatch repair
Cellular component (GO): nucleus
Molecular function (GO): ATP binding; mismatched DNA binding; ATP-dependent DNA damage sensor activity
Source: RefSeq, a predicted model, not a curated record
AUGUUUUUAGCAUUUUGUGAAGGCAGUGGAAAUUCAGUAGGUGAAAUUGGAUUAGCUAGUAUUGAUUUAGGGAGUCCUAUACUGUAUUUAUCACAAUUUAAUGACGAUUUGUUAUAUACAUCUCUAAUUACAAAAUUACAAAUUCAUACUCCUACCGAAGCCAUAAACAGUAUUACAUUUAUGACAAACAGUUUGAAAAUUAAAUUUGAUGGUAAAUUUGGCCGAAUGGUUUUAGAUUAUAAUACAUACAAUCGUUUGGAGAUUUUACAACCAAUAUUUAAAGCUAGACAAAAUAAAGCUUGUUUGUUAGAUAUUUUAGAUAAAACUGUUACUCAAAUUGGAAAAAGACAAAUUCGAGCGAAAAUUCUUGAACCAUAUUUAGAACUUAAAGAUAUUGUUUUUGUUCAGGAAGCCAUUAAGGAUUUAUUAACAAAAUCUAAAAAUGAAAAUUUUAUUGCUUUAAAUGAUCGUGAAGAAAAAGAUAUUAUUAAAUCUGUUCAAACAAUGCUUGAUCGAAUAUUACUCAUAAAAACUCAGUUUGAACUUGUUCCUGAAUUACAUAAAGUAUUGAAACCGUUUAAAUCAUAUAUUUUGUACAAGGCGUAUACAAAUUUAAUGGAUGAACGUUUUGCACACAUCCUAAAUAUUAUUGAUAAAGUUUUACGGCCAGAAACUCGAUUCAUUAGAGGUACAGGACAAAUAUUUCAACGAAUUCAUGCUAUUCGAUCUGGUUUAAAUGAUUACUUGGAUAUUUUAAGAGAAACUUAUAAUAAUUUAACAGAUUCUAUAAAUGAAAAUAUAAAUCAGUUAUCAGAACAGUAUGCCUUACCAUUACGAAUGACUUAUUCAGCAUCAAAAGGAUUUCAUAUUCAAUUAUUAAAACCAAAAAAUAGAGGCGAAAAAAUAGAAAUUCCAAUUGGUUUGACUUUGAUUUAUGAAAAAUCUAAUGCAAUGUAUUUAACUACAAAUGAAAUUAUAAAAUCAAAUUUUAAAUUGAGAGAAACAGCUAAUGAAAUUUAUGUUUGUUGCGAAAAAAUUAUUAAAAAAUUGACAGAAGAUUUAAUACAGUAUAGUGAAGUAAACUUUUUAUUAGUAGAUUUAAUUGCAAAUUUGGAUAUUAUUCUAUCGUAUACUAAGGUAAGCCAAAUGGAUGGAUUUUGUUGUCCAGAGUUUGGUGAAGAAACUCGUGUUAUUGAUGCUUGCCAUAUUUUUUUGGAAAAUUCAAAAUCAAGUAAAAUUUGUGUACCAAACAAUAUUAUCGGGACACCGGAAUAUAAUGUGUAUGUUAUAACUGGCCCAAAUAUGGCUGGAAAAACUGUCUAUCUUAAAACAAUUGCCAUAAUUCAAAUUAUAGCACAGUUGGGAUGUUAUGUGCCUGCGAAAAAGGCAAAGUUUAAAAUUUGUGACAAGAUUUUUACGCGAUUAGGAUUCGAUGACCGAAUAGAACAGAAUGGAUCUGGAUUCAUUAAUGAGAUACGUGAAAUAGAAUAUAUUUUUAAUAAUAUCACUUCAAGAAGUUUAAUCAUAAUUGAUGAACUUUGUAGAACCACAAAUCCUGUAGGAGGAUUUAAUUUAGCUUGGAAAAUUUGCUCAAAGUUAUGUCAAGUUGAACAAAUUUUAGAGACAAAUUAUAAAGUAUAUGAACAAAAAAAAGGAUAUACAGUAGAUACAAAUGAUGAAGACUCUGAAAUAAAAGGUUUUACACUUCAAAAUAUUGAAAUUUUUAGAUUGCCAAUGCCACACAUUUACAUUGCAACACAUUUUCUACGAUUAACUGAAUUAAAAGAAAAAUUUUUCAAUGUUGUCAAUUUACACGUUGAAGCCGAGGAAAUUAUUAAUGGUGAAAAUUUAUCUUUAAAAUAUACCCAUAAAGUUAAAGAGGGUGUAACGACCAUCAAAAAUUAUGGUCUAAAACUUGCAAAACGUGUUGGAAUACCUGAUGAAAUUAUAAAAAAUGCUUAUGAUAUUUUAAAUGACAUUCGGAUGAACUCAACUAAAAAUGAGAAUAAUGCAUCUGCAAAUCAUAAUGAAACAAUUGAUGAAAUUGAUAUAUUGAAAAAAACUCUUGAUAAUUUAUUUCCAAAUAAAAGUUUUCAAAUUCCAAAAAAACCUGACAGUUUUAUGUCAAUUGCCAACUUUAUGAAUAAUUCUGAUCUUGGACCAGUGAAACUACACAAGAAUACUAAAUUAAAUGUAUCCAGUAAUGAUUUGAUGAAAGACUUUAGUUUUAAAAUGUAUGAUUUUUAUGCAGAUAUAAUGACACUUCAACGUCAUACACCAUCAUAUUCAUCAGAAGAAUUUCAAAAAAAAGCUAAAGAAAUGUUUGAAAUUGUAAAAGAAUCACUACCAGUUGAACUUCAAAAUUUAUUAGCUACUAAAGAUAUGUCUUCAAUAUUGGAGGAAAGUAGAAAUGAAAAUGUAAAUACAUCAAUGAAAUUAAAUGAAGAUAAAUUUUUAUUUGAAAAUAAUUUGGAAAGUUUUCAAAAUGAAACAAAUAAUCUUUUUGGAUUAAAAGACAAUGAAAAAUUUAGUUUUCAUACUACCAAAAACCAACAAGACACAACAUCAAAUGAGAUUGUAAAUGAGUCAGAAUUAAAGUCUUUAUUUGAAAAAGAAAAUAAAAAUAAGAUUAAAAUAAUUCAAAACCUCCAAAUUGUUCCACCACAAAAUAAAUUUAAAAAUAAAAUGAAUAACCAAAUUGUUGAUUAUGAAAAUGAAUUGUUUAAAAAUUCAAAACAAUUAAGUAAUUCUUUUGAUUUUGGACUACUAAAAGAUUGUGGAAUAGAUUUUUCAUCAACAAAAAAUUCGCCAGAAUCUUCACAAAAAUACUCUGAAGUAAAAAGAGAAGACAGUGAAUCAACCGCUGUCAGAUUAAACCAAACAAUUGAUUUAGGAAUAUUAAGAAACUUUAAUAAAACAAAAAAUUAAUUUCCGAAAUGAAAAAUUGAUUAUGUUACA